UCCCAUUGGCUGCUGGCACAGCGGCGGUUUGGAGUGAAGGUAGCACGUUGAACUGAAAGCUGUUGGGAGUGCUGCGACACAAGGCCUGCAGUCGAUCACAGUGUCCGGUCGGAAUCCGGGCCCCGGCCAGGUGUAGAUCACCAGGGGAUGGAUCGCGUGUGGAGUGCGUGGUGCGGGAAGUGCGUCAAAGAGAAAGGGUCGCCUCCGCUUUGGGCCCAGCGCAUCGUGGUCGCCUGGCUCAGUAGGGCCGAGUGGGAUCAGGUGACGGUGUAUCUGUUUUGUGACGACCAUAAAUUGCAGCGGUACGCCCUGAACCGCAUCACCGUGUGGAGGAGUAGGUUAGGCAACGAACUCCCCCUGGCAGUGGCUUCUACUGCUGACCUGGUACGCUGUAAGCUCAUGGAUGUUACUGGUGGCUUGGGCCCUGAUGAACUUAGACUGCUCUAUGGCAUGGCAUUGGUCAGGUUUGUGAAUCUUAUCUCAGAGAGGAAGACAAAGUUUGUCAAGCUCCCUCUCAAAUUCCUGGCUCAGGAGGUAAACAUUCCAGAUUGGAUUGUUGAACUUCGCCAUGAGUUGACCCACAAGAAAAUGCCCCAUAUAAAUGACUGCCGCCGAGGCUGUUAUUUUGUUCUGGAUUGGCUCCAAAAGACCUACUGGUGCCGCCAACUGGAGAAUAGCCUGAGAGAGACCUGGGAGCUGGAGGAUGAUAGGGAAGAGACAGAUGAAGAAGACCCAGAGGAAGAUAAAAAUAUUGUUGUUGAUGACGUCACAGAACAGAGACCAGAGCCUAAGGAUAAAGGGAAAGGUGCAGAACUGGAUAUCAGGGUUGAUGGAGACAGUGAAGGCAACAAAGAGGUUGAUUCACAUUUGAAAAAGGCUCUGAGACAUAAAGAGCUAUAUGAAAGAGCCCGAGAACUGCUGGUAUUAUACGAAGAGGAGCAGUUUAAGCUUCCUGAGAAGGAAUUUGAAGGAAAAGUGGCAGAGCUUGAGGGAGCUUCUCGGAAAGAGAGGGGGCAUCUAGAAAGGAGACGAGAAGGAGAAUCCAGUUGGCUGAUCCUCUACACCGAUGGAAGAGAGCAGAUGAUGGAAGUGCUGGAGAAAUUUAGGCAUUUACCUCAGGCUGUUAAGGCAUGGAACAACCUGUCUCCACCUGUAGAAUGCAUCCUGGCAGAGCUCAAGGGCAUUACAUGUGAGAACAGGGAGGCUGUGUUGGAUGCUUUUCUGGAUGAUGGCUUUCUCAUCCCCACAUUUGAGCAGUUGGCAGCUUUGCAGAUAGACUAUGAAGAUGGGCAGACUGAGGUCCAGAGAGGGGAAGGUACUGACCCAAAGUUACACAAAAACGUGGACCUGAAUGACAUCCUGGUGCCAAAGCCGUUCUCUCAAUUCUGGCAGCCUCUGCUCAGGGGCCUGCACUCCCAGACCUUCACGCAGGCCCUGCUGGAGAGGAUGCUCUCCGAGCUGCCAGCCUUGGGGGACAGUGGGAUCCGGCCCACCUACAUCCUCAGAUGGACCAUUGAACUGAUUGUGGCUAACACCAAGACUGGACGGAAUGCCCGCCGAUUUUCUGCAAGCCAGUGGGAAGCGAGAAGGAGCUGGAGGCUGUUCAACUGCUCUGCCUCCCUUGACUGGCCCCGGGUGGUUGAGUCCUGCUUGGGCUCACCUUGCUGGGCCAGCUCCCAACUCCUUCAGCUUGUCUUCAAAGCCAUGGGACAGGUCCUGCCAGACGAGGAGCAGGAGAGACUGCUGCGCAUCUGUUCCAUUUAUACCCAGACUGGAGAGAACACCCUAGUGCAGGAGGGCUCAGAGGCCUCCCCCAUUGGGAAGUCUCCUUACACACUGGACAGCCUGUAUUGGAGCCUCAAACCAGCUGGUUCCUUUGGAAUUGAAGGAGAACCCCAGCAGCAGGAGGAGCAGGGUAGCCUUAAUGAUCUCAAGAAAGGUGAAAAGGAGGAGAAAGAUCUGGAAGAUCAGGUGGAGGAGGAGGAGGAGGAAGAAAAUGAUGACCAGAAGUGGGAGGAGGAAGAUGAAGAUGCUGAAGAUGAGGAGGAGGAGCAAGAGGAGGAGGAGGAGGAAGACAGAAUGGAGGUGGGGCCUUUCUCUACUGGAGAGGAGUCUCCCACUGCUGAGAAUGCCAGGCUCCUGGCCCAGAAAAGAGGAGCUUUGCAGGGCUCUCCAUGGCAAGUUAGCUCUGAAGAUAUACGAUGGGAUACCUUCCCCUUAGGCCUAAUGCCAGGUCAGACUGAGGACCCAGCAGAGCUUAUGCUGGAGAAUUAUGACACCAUGUAUCUUUUGGACCAGCCUGUGCUAGAACAGCGGCUGGAACCCCCAACAUGCAAGAUUGGCACCCUUGGUUUGAGCUGUGGCAUGGGCAGUGACAAUUGCAGCAACAGUAGCAACAGCAGCAGCAACUUGGAGGGCCUUCUCUGGAACCAGGGCCAGAUGCAUGGACUCAAAACUGGCUUGCAGCUCUUCUGAUGCCCACUCUGGUGCAAAGGGAUUAUCCAGCCCUGCAGGGGCAACAGCCCAUUCCCUGUCCCCGUUGCCCCCCGUGCUCCCGGCCCCCACCAAUGCACCUGAUGCUCCAUGAAACAACCUGGGAGACAGCCCGCUUCAGCCGUAUAAGCUCAGCUUUCUGCCACAAUGGAAUUUUGAAUAUGUUCUGGGUUUUUUAAAUUUUGUUUUGAAAAACAAUAAACAGGCAACUGUUAGUUUUGG
Zalophus californianus (California sea lion) is the source of this 2715-nucleotide messenger RNA. It is a transcript of the gene LAS1L, whose product is annotated as LAS1 like ribosome biogenesis factor. Gene Ontology annotation, molecular function: endonuclease activity. NCBI's taxonomy places the organism in Eukaryota, Metazoa, Chordata, Mammalia, Carnivora, Otariidae. Gene Ontology annotation, cellular component: Las1 complex; preribosome, large subunit precursor. Gene Ontology annotation, biological process: maturation of LSU-rRNA; maturation of 5.8S rRNA. Bases 148 to 2475 code for a protein of 775 amino acids. The transcript is spliced from 15 exons. The record is from RefSeq and is a predicted model, not a curated record.